Messenger RNA from Pectinophora gossypiella (pink bollworm), 1582 nucleotides. Its product is annotated as 3-oxoacyl-[acyl-carrier-protein] reductase FabG-like. The record is from RefSeq and is a predicted model, not a curated record. Lineage: Eukaryota; Metazoa; Arthropoda; Insecta; Lepidoptera; Gelechiidae. Gene Ontology annotation, molecular function: oxidoreductase activity. The coding region runs from base 125 to 949 and encodes 274 amino acids. The transcript has 4 exons.
CAUUAUAACUAAUAAAUAUUUUUUAAUUGUCAUAUUACUCGUUGCAAUGUUUUAAGUCACUCGAUCGCCUAUAAACAGUUUGAACGGCAAUUUGAAAGGUGUUACCGCAUAAUACGUAGUUAAAAUGGAGGCGGCUUGUGGCGAUGUAGCGAGGGAGUUUGCGGACAAAGUGGUGCUGGUAACAGGAGCGAGUGCGGGCAUAGGGAAGGCGACUGCGCUUCUGUUUGCGUCGCGUGGAGCGCGGCUGUCCCUCGUGGCGUGGGACGCCGACGCCUCCGCCCUGCAGGCAGUAGGGCUCCAGUGCCGCGCCUACGGGCACGAGCCGCUGCUGAUACAUGUAGACUUGUCUACGGAUGAAGGCUGCGAGCGGACUGCUAAAGACACCCUGGCAAAAUUUGGGAGAUUGGACAUCCUGGUAAACAACGCGGGGAUCGGGGGUUGCACCACGCUCGAGAAGACCGACAUGGCCACAUUCGACCGCGUGUUCGCCCUGAACGUGCGCGCCGUGUACAACCUGACGCGGCUGCUGGCGCCGGCGCUGGUGCGCGCGCGCGGGAACGUCGUCAACGUGUCCAGCACCGCCGCGGAGGUCGCCUGCGUCGGCCUGCUACCCUACGCCAUGUCCAAGGCUGCAGUAAGUCACUUCACGCGCCUCAUCGCGCUGGAGCUCGCGCCGAAAGGUGUCAGGGUUAACGCUGUGUGCCCUGGGGUCGUGGACACCAAUUUGGUACAACGUAUGACGGGGAUAACAGAGGAGGAGUACCGCGAGUGGCUGCGGCAGGCGGAGCGCGGGAUCCCGCUGGGGCGCGCGUGCGUCGGCGCCGACGUGGCGGCCAUGAUCGCGCACCUGGCCGGCGCCGGCGCCGCCGCCGUCACGGGCGCCACCGUGCCCGUCGACGGCGGCCUCAGGUUCAUGGGCGCCGGUGCCCUCGUCCCAGGCCAGCUAUAAUAAAGAUAUCUUUUAAAAUAUGAUUUAUUUAAGCUUUGGUGACAUCGAAUGCCUAUGAUUGUAUCUAGGAAUACUGAGGAAUAUACGUAAACACUCCUUACAAUAAAAAAAAUAUCUGUCUCUUACUGGCUGGAUACGCUACUUCUCAUGACAAUCGACGAAGGGUUGGUUGCAGUAGUGAGUUUUAUAGGCACUGCAUCUUUUUCCAAAAGGAUUGUUUAUCUAAUAAGAUCGUUAGUAAUUAUAUUGUAAUUGGAAAAUAAUUUCUGACGAGACUUAUAACGCCAUCUAUUGAAUUUUUCGAAUAACUAUAAUAAAGAAUAUUUUAACUUGCUUAACCACGAGGUACAUCCGCUAUUGUGUACUAGAUGGCGCUUUCAUACUUGACGCUACUAGCUACAAGAUGACGUUACUAGUACUUGUCAAUUCGAUUAUAAGAAUAAGUUAGGUUUUUAUUUUUACGUUUUAUGUCCUCGUAAGGCCUGGAUUUCCAGACACAAUUUAAACAAUGGGAUUUGGAUUUUAAAAGGACUUUGGGCCUUACGACCAUAUAAGUACAUUAAAAUUUAGACAAGUGUAAUUCAGUGUAAGAGAGAAAAAAAAAUUACAGCUAAUAAAAACUUAACUAAACAA